Molecule: messenger RNA, 2983 nt
Organism: Dryobates pubescens (Downy woodpecker)
Lineage: Eukaryota; Metazoa; Chordata; Aves; Piciformes; Picidae
Gene: TWNK
Product: twinkle mtDNA helicase
Exons: 5
Coding region: 162-2168 (668 amino acids)
Biological process (GO): mitochondrial DNA replication
Cellular component (GO): mitochondrion
Molecular function (GO): single-stranded DNA binding; 5'-3' DNA helicase activity; ATP binding
Source: RefSeq, a predicted model, not a curated record
AGUGACGGCCUGAGCGCGCCGGCGGGGUCGGGCAAUGGCGGCAUCCAUGGAACUCCACGUGAGGGGAUCGGCCUGAGCCGCCUCGGGCCGCGGGGCGCCGCCGAUGCCGGUCGGCAGCGGCGCGGGCGGGUGCUGGGGCGGCCCGGGCGGGAGCGGGCGGGAUGGCGGCGGUGCCCCUGCGGCCCUGCAGAGCCGCCGGCCGCCUCUUGCCUCUGCUGUGCGGCGGGGCGAGGAGCAAGGGAGCUCGGAGCCCCGGGGUGCCGGGCCGCCUCACGCAGCGGCGCUACAAAAAGGACGUGCUGCCCUCCCCCGAGGGGCCCGUGCCCUCCGUCUCCAUCACCGAGAUCCGCCAGUACCUACGGGCCCAGGGCAUCCCUUUCCACGACGGGUACAGCUGCCUGCAUACCCCCAGCCUCUUCACCGAUGGCAGGGAGGGCCAACCGCCGGCGGCGGCUGCCAGCACGCCUUACACGCUUUUCAUUGACAAGACCACGGGCAGCUUCCUGUGCACGGCCACCUUGGCCGAGGGCACUUGGCAGGACUUCCAAGCGAACGUAGAGCUGCGGCACCGUGGUAUUCCCCCUGCCAGCUCAGAGGAGACGGAAGAGGACAUGCAACGGGUUCGUGAGGACGCUCGCUGCAUCUGGGACCGGGCUCUGCCCCUCUGGGAGCUACUGGACGAGGAAGAGACCAGUAAGACUAAGGCCAUGUUUGGUAUCUCCCUGGUGUCAGAUGCCACCCUGAAACGCUUUGGGGUGCGUUAUCUGAGGACUGCCAAGUCCCUUGUCUUCCCUUGGUUCAGCACCCGUGAUGCCACCCUGAAGGGCCUGAAGCUUGUGAGGGUGGAGAAGAAGGGGGAAGCGAUAGCUUAUGUAGAAGAGACUUUACCCCGCUUCGAUUCCUAUCGCAAUCUUUUUGGACUGCCACUGAUUAGCCGCCGAGACACAGAGCUGGUCUUAACUGGGUGGGAGCUGGAUGCCUUGGCCCUGCACCAAGCUACAGGGGUGGCCAGCCUGGCCCUGCCACGGGGGGCCACCUGUCUGCCCCCUGCCCUCCUUCCAUAUUUGGAACAGUUCAAGCGCAUCACACUGUGGUUGGGGGAGGACCUGCGGUCCUGGGAAGCUGCCAAGCUCUUUGCCCGCAAGCUGAGCCUCAAGCGCUGCUCUCUAGUGCGUCCUGGCGACCUGCAGCCUCGGCCCUUGGAGGCUCUGAACCAGGGCCUGAACCUCACCAAGAUUCUGCGUGCUGCCCUGCCUGCCAGCCACAAAUCCAUUGUCUCCUUCCGACAGCUGCGUGAGGAGGUGUUUGGAGAGCUGGUCAACACAGAGCAGGUGGCUGGUGUCAAGUGGGCACGCUUUCCUGAGCUCAACAAGCUCCUCAAAGGGCACCGCAGAGGGGAGCUCACUGUCUUCACAGGCCCAACAGGCAGUGGGAAGACAACCUUCAUCAGUGAGUAUGCGCUGGACCUGUGCAUGCAGGGGGUGUGCACUCUGUGGGGCAGCUUUGAGAUCAACAACGUCCGUUUGGCCAAGAUCAUGCUGACACAGUUUGCCGGCCGGCGCCUGGAGGACCAGCUGGAGCUGUAUGAUGAAUGGGCAGAUCGCUUUGAGGAUCUCCCACUCUACUUCAUGACUUUCCAUGGCCAGCAGAACAUCAAGACUGUGAUUGACACCAUGCAGCAUGCUGUCUACAUGUACGACAUCACCCACGUGGUUGUCGACAAUCUCCAGUUCAUGAUGGGACAUGAGCACCUCUCUGUGGACAGGCUUGCUGCCCAGGACUACAUCGUUGGUGCCUUCCGCAAGUUUGCUACAGACAACACCUGCCACAUCACACUGAUCAUCCAUCCCCGCAAAGAGGACGACGAGAAGGAGCUGCAGACAGCCUCCAUCUUUGGCUCUGCCAAGGCCAGCCAGGAGGCUGACAACGUCCUCAUCCUGCAAGACCGUAAGCUGAUGACAGGGCCGGGGAGGCGCUACCUGCAGGUGUCCAAGAACCGUUUUGAUGGGGAUGUGGGCAUCUUCCCCCUGGAGUUCAGCAAGGCCUCGCUCACCUUCUCAUCCUCUGGAAAAAGCAAGGUCAAGCUGAAGAAGAUGAAGGAGGAGAAGGCAUCUAAAGAUGCCAAGCAAGUUACAGAGGGAGGCUCAGGCGCCUCCAAGAAGUCAUGAGCCCAGCAGGAUUGGGAGUGGUGCUGGGAGCACAGGGCUGGGGUAUCCUGGCCCUUCUCCCCUGGGAAGAGCAGCCACAUGCUGUUGUGGCCCUUUCUUCUGCCUGUUAGUCACCAGCAUGGUGAUGGAGCUACUGUGAAAGGAGCAAUGGGCUUGUCCCAGAGAAGAGCAGCCAGAGGAGUGCUUUGGCAAACUGGCUGCUCUGUACUGCUGCUGGGUGCUGGGAGCACCGAGAGGAACUGGAUGCAAUGGGAGCUGGGUGAUGUGGGGCAGUGACCUGCAGUCCUGGGACUUGGAGAUCUCUGGACCUGCUGCAAGUGUCUAAAUUGUGGGUAAAAGGAAGCCAAAAUCACUGGGCUAUCACUGGUGAGGGAGACUGCAGAGGGACACAUGGUGGGAACAGCCUCAUGAUGUGUGGGGGUGUUUUGUGAGGGGAAGAUGGUGAAGUGUGGGAGGUUGGGGAUGGCUCUUGCCCCAGUGCUGUGCGCUCCCUGUGGUGGCUGGGAGGUGGACCCCCAUGGCAUCGCUGCUGCUGCUGCAGGUUGAGGACAGCAUUCCCAGCAACCUGGUUUGCUCAGGGUGUCCCCAGCCCCCUUUUGGGGCAACAUCACCAGCAGUAAAACCUCAGGGGGAUCAGCCCAUCUUUGCUCUUCUAGGCUGAGGUGGGGGCAGGAGACAGUGACCUCCAUGCCCUCUGGUCUGCGGGCAGCAAAUACUGUGACAUGGGCAGUCCUCACCGUGGCAGAUUGAAGCCAUGGCUGGAUCCUGAUCUAAUCCCUUGGGCUUUUUUCCUUUCCUAGUUUUAUUAAAGCACA